Molecule: messenger RNA, 4885 nt
Organism: Oncorhynchus keta (chum salmon)
Lineage: Eukaryota; Metazoa; Chordata; Actinopteri; Salmoniformes; Salmonidae
Product: nuclear receptor coactivator 2-like
Exons: 20
Coding region: 285-4871 (1528 amino acids)
Biological process (GO): positive regulation of transcription by RNA polymerase II; cellular response to hormone stimulus
Cellular component (GO): nucleus
Molecular function (GO): protein dimerization activity; nuclear receptor binding
Source: RefSeq, a predicted model, not a curated record
GUGUGUGUGUGUGUGUGUGUGUGUGUGUGUGUGGUAGUGUGUGUAUGGUAGUGUGUGUGUGGUAGUGUGUGUAUGGUAGUGGUAGUGUGUGUGUGGGGGAAGGCUUGUUAGCGAGAUAAACAAGCAGCCAGCAGCACAGAGCAGUCGGAGGAACAUGGCGGCAGCACAGUCAGCUAGCAGUAUGUCUGUUUCCCCUCAACGGAAGGUCAGACCGGGUUUAACACACGGGAUUUAACACAACACAAGCGACGGAAAGUUACACGUCACGCUGAUAUGCAGUGAGGAUGAGUGGCGUCGUUGAAAACCUCUCGGACCCUGCUGCCAGGGCCGAGUCACGGAAACGCAAAGAAUGUUCCUCUGACCUACUGGGUCCCAGCCUCAAACGAAGCAUUGAGAAGAGAAACCGUGAGCAUGAGAACAAGUACACCGAGGAGCUGGCAGAGCUGAUCUUCGCCAACCUCAACGACAUCGAUAACUUCAACGUCAAGCCUGACAAAUGUGCUGUCCUGAAGGAGACUGUCAAACAGAUACGACAGAUCAAGGAGCAAGAGAAAGCAGCAGCAGCCAAUGAGGAGGAGGUACAGAAGGCGGAUAUCUCAUCAACGGGCCAAUCAGUCAUCGACAAGGAGGCUCUCGGACCAAUGAUGCUGGAGGCCCUGGACGGGUUCUUCUUCGUGGUGAAUAUGGAGGGUAACAUUGUGUUUGUGUCAGAGAACGUGACCCAGUACCUGCUGUAUAACCAGGAGGAGCUGAUGAACACCAGCAUCUACAGUGUCCUGCACGUAGGAGACCACGCUGAGUUCAUCAAGAACCUGCUGCCCAAGAGCCUGGUGAACGGUGUGCCGUGGUCCAGUGAAGGUCCCAGGAGGAACAGCCACACAUUUAACUGUCGUAUGCUGGUCAACCCUCACAGUGACAACAGGGACGAGACCAUCAACCCUCACAGUGACAACAGGGACGAGACCAACGACCAUGAGGGACAGAAACAGAAAUACGAAGCCAUGCAGUGUUUCGCUGUCUCCGAACCCAAGAGCAUCAAGGAGGAGGCAGAAGACUUCCAGUCAUGUCUGAUUUGUGUGGCUCGCAGGAUGCCCAUAAAGGCGGGGCCAAUUCUUCCCGCGCACGAGAGCUUCACCACCCGCCAGGACCUGCAAGGUAAGAUCACGUCACUAGACACCAGUCUUCUGAGAGCCUCUAUGAAGCCUGGCUGGGAAGACCUGGUGAGGACAAGUAUCCAGAGGUUUCACCUACAGAACGACGGAGAGAUGUCCUUCGCCAAGAGACACCAACAAGAGGUGUUGCAUCACGGCCAGGCAUUCAGCCCCAUCUACAGGUUCUCUCUGUCAGACGGGACCAUCGUGUCGGCUCACACCAAGAGCAAGCUGGUCCGCUCCCCUGCCACCAACGAACCCCAGCUCUACAUGUCUCUACACCUGCUACAGAGGGAGCAAUCAAGGUCUGAUCUGGGCCCGGGUCAAGACAUGGGGCCCGGUGGACAGGGGCCAGGGAUCAGCCCCAACCCCUCCAUAACCCCUCCAACCCAGGGGACCCUCUCUGGUUUGGGCCCCCAGGGACAGGACACUACAAUCAGCUCCAACAGCACGUUCUGUUCCCCUCCUCAUGGAAGUCCAGGGUCCAGAGAACCAGGGCUCGGAGCCAUGGGGCCAGGGUCCAGGGAACCAGGGCUCGAACCCAUGGGGCCAGGGUCCAGAGAACCAGGGCUCGAACCCAUGGGGCCAGGGUCGGAACACAUACAGGACUACCACUACGGCUGCCCCCCCCAGCCCAUGGGCCACUCCGGAGGGUUACAGGGAGGCAUGAACCUCCCCAUCCACCCUAACCAGCAAGGGGCUAACUGGAGGAUGAGCAGCCCGUCUCGAAGCAGCCCUAGCCCAGCUGGAGGGCCCCAUCUGGGGCAACAGAUUUCUAUGUUGUCCCCUAGGCACAGGGCGAGUCCAGGGAUGGCAGGGAGCCCUCGCGUGGCCCCAAGCCUGCACUCGCCCUCGCCUGUGGGGAUGUGUGGGUCUGGAACAGGGGUUGCAGAAGGAGGUAGCGGUCCUGCGGCUAACAGUCAUGCUAACAGCCAUGCUAACAGCCAAGCUAACAGCCAAGCUAACAGUCAUGCUAACAGCCAUGCUAACAGUCAUGCUAACAGCCAUGCUAACAGUCAUGCUAACAGCCAUGCUAACAGUCAUGCUAACAGUCAUGCUAACAGCCAUGCUAACAGCCAUGCUAACAGCCAUGCUAACAGCCACAGCUACGGCAGUAGUUCUCUGUCGGCCCUGCAGGCUCUGAGUGAGUGUCACGGGGUCAGACAAGGCAGUGGUGAACACACACACCCUCACGGCGCAGGGGGCCAGCAUCCUCAAACACACGCCCUGGGAUCACCUGACAGGAAGACGAUGGGAUCGCCCGCUGGGAUGGCGUUGGGAUCAGGAGUCCACCCUCACACGAUGUCGAAGCUUGGCGGCGGUAAUGGAAAUGGGGACUCAUUGGGCGGAGAGCAGGAACAUGGUCUGGGUGGACAGUAUAACCAGAGACAUACAGACGGGAACGGUACCCACGGUAACCACGCUGACAUCACAGAGGAGAGGGAUGGUCUCGACGGUGGCCCCGACGCACAGAGCCGUAGACAACGCUGUGACAACAAGGGCCACACCAAACUCCUCCAGCUUCUCACCACCAAGUCCCAACCCCUCGACACCCCUUUGUCCCCCAACGGAGGAGGGGACCCCAAGGACCCCUCGUCAGGCCCUUACGCUCCAGGGGCCCCAGGGGGCCACGCCACCUCCCUAAAGGAUAAACACAAGAUACUUCACAGGCUGCUCCAGAACAGCACCUCUCCUGUGGACCUGGCCAAGCUCACCGCUGAGGCCACGGGCAGGGAGCUGGUGGAGCAAGGUGGGUGUGGUAACAGACAGACAGGACACGGUACGGACGGGAAUCUCACACCCAAACAGGAGCCCCUGAGUCCCAAUAAGAAGGACAACGCCCUGCUGAGGUAUCUGAUGGAAAAAGAGGAGGGUGGGAUGAAGGCGAGGCAGGCGAAGACGGAGAAACAGGAUUCAGGAUACGACCGCGCUGAACAGUCUUCAGAGUUGGAUGAAAUCCUCGAUGAGCUGCAGUGUGUCCAGCCCUCCUCCCUCCCCUCCUCCCUGGACAAACAGACCAUCAUCAACGACAUACUGCACAUCACCCAGGAAACCAGCCCUGGCAACCCCAACGCCAUGGCAACACAGCAGCAGCAGAGGGGCAUGCAGCGAGGCAUGGGGCCAGGCAACUACGGAUGUCCGGGGGGCCAGGGUCCAGGUAGGGGUUUGCCUUUGAGGAGUGUAUCCCUGGAUAUGAACAUGUCAGGGGUCCGGCCCCCACAGGGCCAGUAUCCUCCAAUGAGGACCCCCAGCCCCUACACACUACAGCAGCAGCAAGGCAUCUUGGGAAACCACUCCGCCAUGAUGUCCAACCAGGCCAACCUCGCAGGUCUAGUGAGUGGUCCUCGGCAGGGCAUGCAGCACCAGCAGGAGGAGGGGGGUUGGGGUCCCGUGGGCCCGGGUCAGAGCGGUUCAGCCUCGGUCCCUCCUCCUGGGGCCCCAGGUCAGCAGGGGACGAUGCACAGCCGCAUGGGGCCCAACCCUGGAGGCGCCGGGGGCCUCAUGAGACCCAGCAGUCUACCAGGACCUGCACCCAGGCAGACGCUGGCCAACGAGAUGGGCAUGCGGGCCCACCAGUUCUCCCAGCAACAGGCUCCACCCAAUCAGACGGCUCCAUGGCCAGACAGCAUGAUACCUAUUGAGGCCUUCAACCAGAACAGAUCUGUGUAUGCCCCCCAGCAGGAGGAGGAGGUGUUGUGUGGGGGUCCGGGGCCCGGGGGCCAGGGGACUGGGGGUCCUGGUGGGGGGGGUUCUAGUGACGAGGGGGCUCUCAUGUCACAGCUCUACACAGUGCUGAAGGACUUUGAUGGCCUGGAGGAGAUAGACAGAGCCCUGGGGAUACCUACUCUGAUGGGACAGGGUCAGUCUGUAGAUCAGGACCAGUUCUCUUCAGACCCGUCCAUGUUGCUGGACCAGAAGCCUCCAGUGUACGGCCAGCAGGACCCCCCACCCGGUUCCCAUCUCACCCAGAGAGGAUACCACGACCCUGGGUCCAGCAGACCCAUGCAGGAACCCCCACCAGGCUCCCAUCUAGCCCAGAGAGGAUACCACGACCCUGGGUCCGGCAGACCCAUGCAGGACCCCACAGGGCAAGGCUUCCACCCUAUGGCUGGCCAGAUGAGCCCCACACCAGGAUACCCCAUCAUGAGGAUGCAGCAACGACCGGGGCUGAGGCCCCAAGGGGUGGUUCCUAACCAGCCUAAUACACUGAGGUUACAGCUGCAGCACCGGCUACAGAACCGCCAGCCAAUGAUGAUCCAGAUGAGUGGAGUGUCCAAUAUGAACCAAACUUUACAGUCCAACAACCCCAACCAGGGGACCAUCAAUGCUCAGAUGUUAGCCCAGCGUCAACGGGAGCUGCUCAGUAACCACCUCAGACAGCGCCAGCUGGAGCACCAGAGACAACAACAACAACAACAACAACAGAGGAACAUGGUGAUGAGAGCCCAGGGACUCAACCUACCUCCCAAUAUGGCCGCCGCCAACAUGUCUGCUGCAAGUGGCCAAUCAGGAGGGCUGAGUAACCCCCGGAUCCCCCAGACCACCAACCCUCAGCAGUUCCCCUUCCCACCCAGCUACGGUAUGUCCCAGCAGCCUGACGGAGGGUUUGGAGGACCCACCACGCCCCAGAGUCCCCUGCUGUCCCCAGGAUGGCCACGCCCAGUCUCCCAUAAUGCAACAGCAGAGCCAGGGCAAUGCCGCAUUCCAGGGCUUGCCUGACAUAAACGGUUGGC